Messenger RNA from Ixodes scapularis (black-legged tick), 1698 nucleotides. Its product is annotated as histidine-rich glycoprotein. The transcript is spliced from 2 exons. Bases 1 to 1698 code for a protein of 565 amino acids. Lineage: Eukaryota; Metazoa; Arthropoda; Arachnida; Ixodida; Ixodidae. The record is from RefSeq and is a predicted model, not a curated record.
AUGAAUUUUCAGAGUUGCUUUCCCCCCAAGCAGGGUCUGCUUGUGCAGUCAGCCAUCAUCUUGUGCCAGAAUGUUGCCGAGCCCUCAAGAGGCAACAUCACUGAGAUCCUCGUUGUGGAAGCAGCUGCGCUGCCACUCCAACAGGACAUCGCCAAGGCCGCCAGCGGUCAUCAUCAUCAUAAUCAUCAAGUCUACAGAAGACAUCGACAUCACGGAGGGCAUCAUGGCCACGGGAAUUAUGGAGGGGGUCACAGACACCACGGUAGCGACUACCGGCACCACCACGGCGGCUACGGAAAGCGGGGCUAUCGCCGAGGAGGUCACAACUACAGAAACUACAACAACAAUCAUCACGGCCGCCACAAUUACGGAGGCUACGGUGGCCGCCACCACAGUUCCGACAACUAUGGAGGCUAUGGAAGACACGGGGGCCACUACGGUGGAGAUCAUUACAAGAACAGGGGACACCGCAGUCACGGCUACAAGAACGUCUACCACAAGGAAGAGUACGGAGACCACAAGACUUACUAUGACGACUAUCACGAAGGGGACCGCCAAAAGUAUUACAACGAUCACCAUAACUAUCGCGAUCACCACGGUGGUCGAGAAAACUAUGGAAAUCACCACAACCAGUACUAUGGAAAGCAGAGACAUGGGGAUGACCAUAAUCGACACGGUCACGGCUACUACAGCAGGCAUCACGGCUUCCACGAAGGCCAUGGAAAUCGUUACCACAGAGGCGGACAUGGAUACAAGCAAGGUGGUGGAGACUACCAUACUGGGGGCCAAGUCCAUUCGGGUCUGUGCCUUUCUCUCUUCCUAUUCUGCCUCGUCUCCCCGGCGGAGGGCAACGUCAAUGCCACUCGGCAAGUGGAGCUCGGGCAGCCGACCUCGGUGAACAAUCCAGAUCUGAAACCUGCUGCAACAGGAUAUGGAGGACACCACGGUGGCUACGGAGGCCACAAGAACUACGGGGGCCACCACUCUCAUGGUCGCUACGGUGGUGACUACAGACACCACGGAAACGACUACGACAACUACCAUGGACGGCAUGGUCGGCACGGGCACCAGAACCACGGGCACGGUUACAACCGCUACAAUAAUGAUCAUCACGGAAAAUAUGGCCACGGUGCCUACGGAGGCAAGCAUUAUGGCAACGAUCACUACGGCGGCCACGGUCACCAUGGUGGAAAAUACGGCAACGACCACUACAAGAGCCGAGGUCACAAGAACUACGGUCACAAGAACGUGUACCAUAAAGAAGACUCAGCGCAUCACAGCAGGUACUACGACGACUACCACGACGGGGACCACAAAAAGAAGUACAACCAACACCAUGACUACCACGACCACCAUAACGGGAGGCAACACCACGGUCACCAUCACAAACAACAUCACGGCCAGCAUAAACAGGGUGACGAUUACCACCGGCACGGCUACGGUCAGUACAAGAACCACCAUGCACAGCACGGAGGGCAUGGGCACAACCAUUAUCGGGGAGGAGGUGGGCACAAGUACGGAGGAGGAGGAUACCAUAGGGGCUCUCAUGAUCACUACGGGGGCCACAAGCAGCACGGUGGAGGACACGGGGGCGGCCACGGAGGAGGCGGACACGAAGGUGGCUACGCUAGCAACCGUCAACCAGUCUACGUCAUGGUCCCGGCCUACGAAACAAGUCUCGUCGCAAAGUUCCGUUGA